UUUGGCAGAUAAAGAUUCAUCCCUCAUAAAGUGGGGCCCAACUUAAUCAAUUAGCUGACGUGUCAUUGUCCAUUUGUCAUGUUAAUAGCACCUCUUUAAAUACCCCAUUAUUUUCCUUCAGUUUCCAGCAAUCCAAACAACCCUAAUAAGAAAGUUUGCAGAUGGCUUCUCUCUUGGGUUCGCUGCAAACAAGCCAUUAUCAUCAACAACUCCUACUACUUUACUAGCUUCUUCUUUGGUGAAUUCCACAAAAAUCCACUCCCCGAAAGUGUCUCUAAAGUCCAGUUUUUUAAUGCAAAAAACGUGAAAAUUAUUGAAACUUGAAGGAAACAAAGAUCCCUUCGAUCCAUGGUGAAUACUCAGUGAAGAUGUCAUGGGAUGUCCCUCCUCCCCCUUUCAAAUUAAUCAUUCAUGAAAAAACCUUGAAGUUGACUGAUACAGUUAUAGAGCAUGUGGAGUACAUAGUAGGACAGGCAAUUCAGAAACAUUGUCAUCUUGUACGGGCAGUUCAUGUAAGGUUGUGUUUUAGAGGUGGAGAGUUGGGGAAAGGUCCAGGAUUAGAAGAUGUGAGGCUGUUCACACAAAGUACCUUGACAUGCCACCUCUGACUGUCGAUGAAGCAAUUGUGCGGCUGGGAAAUGUGGAUCCAUGCCUUCUACGGUUUCGGGCAUGCUGAAGGGGGAAGAUACAGAAUUUGAGAUCAAGUGAACUCAAACUAAUGAGAUGUAUUAACAUGCUUGUAUGAGUUCUUAGUUUAUGGAAAAUCAGAGCCACUAUUAUGCUGGCGUCCAAACUUACCGGGACGAGAAAAAAGAAUUUUGGAAUCACUAUUCAGUUUAUAUUAGAU
This is a messenger RNA of Populus euphratica (Euphrates poplar), 847 nucleotides long. RefSeq names its product ribosome-binding factor PSRP1, chloroplastic-like. Lineage: Eukaryota; Viridiplantae; Streptophyta; Magnoliopsida; Malpighiales; Salicaceae. The transcript is spliced from 3 exons. Gene Ontology annotation, biological process: negative regulation of translational elongation. Gene Ontology annotation, cellular component: cytosolic small ribosomal subunit. Bases 369 to 608 code for a protein of 79 amino acids. The record is from RefSeq and is a predicted model, not a curated record. Gene Ontology annotation, molecular function: ribosomal small subunit binding.